AUGCCUCCGAGAUCAAAACAACAAAAUAAACGGCCCACACACUUUGUUUGCCUCCCUUUGGUCACGGAUGAAUCUAUACCGCAAUUAUCCCAGUCGUUGGCUUAUUUCAGAUCUAUCACGACGCCUUUGAAUGACGAUGCCGUGGAUACUGAAUCAGAUAGCCAGACACCUCAACCCCCAGCGAUUUCAGACUCGGGAGAGGCAGCGCGGGUUCAAGAAAAGCCGGCCGCGCCGGGAGAUGAUGAAGCUAGAAGAUCAGAUUCAACAAAAGCAGAAUCAUUUCGGAAUCUCCGAUUAGUCCCACCCGCUGCACAUCGGCCUCCAGGGACGUUCCACCUCACGCUGGGAGUCAUGGACCUUUCUGAUGCAGAGGACUUCAACAAGGCAAUCCGACUGCUUCAGGAGAUUGAUUAUGAGGAGUUGCUUCGAGAAGCGGGGCGGGGUCCGCGAGAGAGACGGGAUGAAAGUGGAAGAAGAAAUAAUGGGCAAAAGGCAGAGACCAAGGUCGCGAAGAAUGUCCGUGAAGAACGGGGAGACGAGUCGGAGAGUGAACGUUCUGAAACGGAAACGAAAGGCACGCUCAAAGACAUCGCGGAAGCCGUGCUCAGUCGUCCUCUCAAAUCUCUCACUCGAGCGAUCUCACCACCAGACGGCAGCCGCAACGGCGAUGCACAAUCUGGCUCUGAAAAUCAAAAACGACCCUCCGAGCCGCGGGAGCCACUAUCUCUUACUCUCCAUGGCCUCGGCACAUUUCCUCGUCCCAGCAGCAGUCGCGUCUUCUACGCCAGCCCAUAUGAACCGACGUCUCGGCUUCAGGACUUCGCGGUAGCGAUACACAAACGCUUCCGAGAUGCAGGUCUGAUCCGGGACGCGCGGCAGCCGCUGGUGCUGCAUGCGACGGUGGCCAAUUUGAUCUACGUAAAAGGACGCGGCGGGGUGAAGGGGACACGGUAUGGAGGCAAAGGGAAAGUCCAUGAAGAGAAGCUAGAAGGACACGUGGACGCGCGAGAGAUCUUGAGGUUUUUCAAUCAGGGGUACGCCACCAGUCCCAUUCCCGUCCUGGAUCCGGUCGACGAGAAUGAGUCACGGCAAGAAGACAUCGAACUUGCCGCUGAAAUGAAGACCCCGAUACGGAAGGACGCCUUUAUCUGGGCGCGCAAUAUCCCCGUCGACAGGAUCCGGAUUUGCAAGAUGGGCGCGGAAAUAUGUGACAUCGAAGGCUGGGGUUUGGAGUACCCGGCUGUGGCGGAGAAAGUCUUUGGGCGUUGA
Messenger RNA from Rhinocladiella mackenziei CBS 650.93, 1269 nucleotides. RefSeq lists its product as uncharacterized. NCBI's taxonomy places the organism in Eukaryota, Fungi, Ascomycota, Eurotiomycetes, Chaetothyriales, Herpotrichiellaceae. Gene Ontology annotation, biological process: regulation of DNA-templated transcription; DNA alkylation repair. The transcript has a single exon. Gene Ontology annotation, cellular component: nucleus. The record is from RefSeq and is a predicted model, not a curated record. The coding region runs from base 1 to 1269 and encodes 422 amino acids.